CUUAGGGACGGCGGCCAAUUGCUCUGCGGCGCUCACGAUAAUGACAGAGGAAAGAGAGAGCCAAAACGCAAAGGAGCCAAGGCGGGGGUGGGGACGAGAGCGCGGGGGGUGACGGUAGCCAGUCAGAGAGCUUCUCGCCGGGAUCGAGGCGGGGACUGUUACAACUGCCCAAUCGCAGCCUCUGUUUUUGACUCAAAGGGGCGUGCCGCAGCGCAUCCAGCCAAUAGGAGCAGGCUAUGGCCGGGGCCGCGCCGCACACCCUCCACCCGCCGGGGGGCGCUCGUCUCUCUUUGACCCGCGGCGGCUUCCGGCACGCCGCCGGAAGUGGCUGCGCGCCGCUGCCCUCAGUCAACAGCGCCAUGGAGACGUGGGUGCGCUUCAGCGCGCAGAGCCAGGCCAAGGAGCGGCUCUUCAGGGCCGCGCAGUACGCCUGCACCUUGGCCGGGGACACGCUGCGGAGGAACGGGGCGAGCCCCGCGCUCCUGACCAGCGUGAAGCAGCUGGAGGCACACCUCAGCCUGGCCCGGAAGCUGCUGCGCCUGGGCAGCUCGGCCGACGCUCUGGAGGCGGCGAAGAGAGCCAUCCACCUGUCCGACAUGGUGCUGCGCUUCUGCGUCACCCUCAGCCACCUCAACAGGGCCAUGUACUUCGCCUGUGACAACGUCCUGUGGGCGGGCAAGGUGGGGCUGGCGCCCAGCGUGGACCAGGAGAAGUGGGCGCAGAGAUCCUUCAGGUAUUACCUCUUCGCCCUCAUCGUGAACCUGAGCCGCGACGCCUACGAGAUCCGGCUGCUGAUGGAGCGGGAGGGGAGCGGGAAGCGCGGCAAGGGCGCCGAGAACGGGCAGCGGGCGCGGGGCGACGCGGGGCUGCAGCAGCUGGGGCUGAGGCUGCAGGUGCAGCUGCGCCUUCUGCUGCGCGUCCUGCGGGGGAACCCCCCGCUGCUGCUGGACGUGCUGAGGAACGCCUGCGACCUCUUCAUCCCCCUGGACAAGCUGGGGCUCUACCGAAGCGGCCCGGCCUUCGUGGGCCUGUGCGGCCUCGCUUCCUCCGUCCUCUCCAUCCUCACCAUCCUCCAUCCCUGGCUCAAACUGAAGCCCUAGCGCUGCCGGGCACGGAUUCGGGGCCGCGCCGGGGGGGGGUCUCGGCGCUCCCCGGGGGCACCCGGGGCCUUGGGACGCUUUGUCUUCGUGUUAAGGAACGCCGGCUGCGCGCCGCCCCGCUGCGCCGUGGGGCAGGGUGAGCGGCAGGACCCCGUGGGCUGCACAGAGCGGGGAGCGGCGGGGCCGGAGCCCUUGGACCAUCGCCGCGUGGCACCAGGGUCGGGUCCGGCCCACGUCUCUCGUCAGCUUCCAGCCGGGGCGGCUGCCGUGCGCUCCGUGCCUGCUCCCCGCUGUCUGUGGGGCAGAACGGCUCCGGCGGCGGCUCGGCACCAACGUGGCACCGCGGCGCGGCUCCCGGCACGGCCGGGUGGGAACCGGGCCUGCCCGUGGGGGAGAUGGGGCUGGGAGGGCAGGAGUGGGGCUGGGAAAGGGGGAGCUGGGGCUGGGAAAGGGGGGGAGACGGGGCUGAGAGGGCAGGAAUGGGGCUGGGAAAGGUGGGAGUUGGGUCUAGGAAGGGGAAAAUUAGGUCUGGGAAAAGGAAAAUUGGGUCUGGAAGGGGAGAGUCAAGGCUGGGAAGGGCAGGAAUGGGUCCAGGAAGGGGAGAGUUGGGCCUGAGAAGGGCGCAGUAGGGUCUGGGUAGGGCUGGAAUGGGUCUUGGAAGGGCACAGUUGGGUCUGAGAAGGGCGCAGUUGCGUCUUGGAAGGGCACAGCUGGGUCUGGGAAGGGCACGGUUGGAUCUGGGGAGGGCACGCUUGGGUCUGGGAAGGGCAUGGCUGGGUCUUGGAAGGGCAUGGUUGGGUCUUGGAAGGGUACGGUUGGGUCUGGGAAGGGCAUGGUUGGGUCUGGGAAGGGCACAGUUGGGUCUUGGCACGGUUGGGUCUGGGAAGGGCCGCUCUGGACCUGCUUCCAUCGCGGAAUCGCGUGGCGGUUUUGUUUGUUGUGGUGCGAACUCUGCGCUGUAAUUAAUAAAUUACCGCCUGCGCUAA
This is a messenger RNA of Numida meleagris (helmeted guineafowl), 2086 nucleotides long. RefSeq names its product peroxisomal biogenesis factor 11 beta (gene PEX11B). Gene Ontology annotation, biological process: peroxisome fission; regulation of peroxisome size. The coding region runs from base 237 to 1100 and encodes 287 amino acids. NCBI's taxonomy places the organism in Eukaryota, Metazoa, Chordata, Aves, Galliformes, Numididae. Gene Ontology annotation, cellular component: peroxisomal membrane. The transcript is spliced from 4 exons. The record is from RefSeq and is a predicted model, not a curated record.